Tarenaya hassleriana is the source of this 1547-nucleotide messenger RNA. RefSeq names its product leucine-rich repeat extensin-like protein 1. The record is from RefSeq and is a predicted model, not a curated record. The transcript has a single exon. Gene Ontology annotation, biological process: defense response. NCBI's taxonomy places the organism in Eukaryota, Viridiplantae, Streptophyta, Magnoliopsida, Brassicales, Cleomaceae. The coding region runs from base 94 to 1173 and encodes 359 amino acids.
CAAUUGCAGACUCUGAACAACCCACAGAUCAAGACACGAGCGCACCAACGACCGCCGCGAAGCGCCGCCGCACAAGCCCCCUCGCAGCGUAACAUGACUUCGUCGGAGCCGUUCGACCUGGUCAUCACCGUAGUCUCCGCCAAGCACCUGAAGAACGUCAAUUGGCGCGAAGGAGACCUCAAACCCUUCGUUGUCCUGUACCUCGAUCCCGACCACCGUCUCUCAACUCGCUCUGAUGACUCGGGCUCCACCAAACCCGUGUGGAACGAGCGGAUCACUCUUCCCCUGACUCGUCCGGUCCACGAAUCUGUUGUCACCGUCGAGAUUUUCCAUUCUAAGUCGUCGGAUCUGGCCAAAACCCUCGUUGGAUCGGUUAGGUUUCCGCUGGCUCACCUGGUCGAUUCGGACCCGGCGAUUCUCCCUGAUUCGGUCCAAGCGCUCGAGCUUGUCCGGCCGUCCGGUCGGCCGCAGGGGAAGAUUCGCCUGAAGCUCGCGAUCAAGGAGCGGCAGCCGUCCCCUCUUCCUCCUCCGCCGCAACCGCAGCCGCCUCCGCCGCCGAGGCGUCCUCUGUCGCAGCCGCAAGAUUACUAUUCAGCCCCUCAAGGUAGCUAUUAUUACUCCUCUGCCCCUCAGAUCGCUGUGCCGCCUCCUCCGCCGCCGCGCGAUUACAGGGAAUUUUCUCCUUCUCCUUCUCCUUACCCUUACUCCGAUCAUUACUACACCGGGUUUUACUAUCCUCAUCCGCCGCCUCCAUCGCGUCCGAUGUACGACCGGUCGUCCAAUUACAGCUUGCCAAGUGGCCCAUCCGCCCCCGUCGAUUCAAUCACCUUCUCAUCGAACGAUCACAAGCCGUUGCCUCCUCCUCCUGUGGCUCCUCGGUUGUCCAACUACGUUCCGCCGCCGAGUGGGCCUUCGGCUCCUGUGGGCUCCUUGCCGGUGAACGAUUACAUGCCUCAGCCUCCUCCUGUGGGUUCGCGACUGUCUAACAAUUACGGUGUGCCGAGUGGGCCAUCGGCGCCUGUGGAUUACUCUCCUUAUGAUCAGAGGCAGUUGCAGAAGACGAUGGGUGGGUUGAACCUAGACGAAGAGAGAGGUCCUGCAGAUAGGUCUGAAAGUGAGUUCGGGACGAGGGGGAGCUACAGCUAUGGCGGGGAUUAUCGCCGUGACUGUUAAGAGGAUGAAAGUUGUUGGAUUUCAUGAGGGAGUAGUGUUGAUAAGGCUUUGGUUUUAUCGAAUUACCAUUGCUGCUGCUGUUUAUAUAUUACUUUCCUACUAAUGGUUGAUGGGACUGUGAAAGUUGUUGAAUUUCUUCAGCUCAUGUCUCUGGUGUUGGCUGAUUCCUUCUCGCUUUUAGAUUUCAAUUGGUGCCUGAAGAAGGAGAUGUAGAAAGGUCAGAACUUUCUUGCCUUUGAACGUCGCUCCGCUUCUUCACCUUUAUUUUGUUUUUCUCGCUACGUUUCGACUUAUGCUGUGUAUAAAUUCCAAAUGCUCAUGUACCAGAUGUUGUAUGGGAGGCUUAUGGUAUCUAAGGAUUGUCUAUUUGCUAA